This is a messenger RNA of Rhinopithecus roxellana (golden snub-nosed monkey), 1083 nucleotides long. RefSeq lists its product as uncharacterized. The transcript has 2 exons. The coding region runs from base 17 to 394 and encodes 125 amino acids. Lineage: Eukaryota; Metazoa; Chordata; Mammalia; Primates; Cercopithecidae. The record is from RefSeq and is a predicted model, not a curated record.
GCCACAGGCAUUACCGAUGGCGCCUCCCGGAGUCGGCCAAUCAGGGGAUCCGCAGGAGAACGCCUUCCUACGCCAACCAAUGGGAGACGCAGGCCACGCGAUGGCUCUACCCCGGGAGCCAAUCAGAGCACAAGGGACGGAGUGCGCACAUCGGCAGAGGAGAGGGUGGGGCUGUCGCGCCAGGUCAGGCAACGCGGGAGGCCGGGGAUUCCAGGGAUCCCGCAGGUCCUCCAGGCUUGGCCUGAGCGGCUUCCUCCAUAUACGCUCCCCUCCUACACAAGUCCGGCCCUCGGCGCUCCUGCCGAAGCAGCAGGCGCCUCGGACUCUGCGCGAGGCCCGCCGGCCGCUCACCUAUGAUGGUCCGCGCCGCCGAGACGAUGACCACGGGAUCUGAGCCUGCAUUCAUCCUGCCCACGACCGCUUCUCCUGCCGCCGUCUGCCCUGCGCUGCCUGCAAGUUAGGCAAGGAUCCUCCUCGCAGCCCACAGGCCGCGCCACGGGCGGGACCUGAGCCCAGGACUGGAAUCCCACGGGCGAGAAUCUCGAGUGAGAGCCCGGCCCGCCGCGGGUCUCAGCACAACUCUAAUGGGUCGUUUUGCUCUCGGCUGCUUCGGGAGGUCCUAUGCGUUUCGCCUGGCGCCAGUCAUUCGCUCGCGUGCAGGGCUUGCUGGGAGCGUCUCGGUGAGAGCCCCCGUGGGGCUGGCGCCCCCUGGCCUUCGAAUCAGCUCUGGCGGUGAAGGGGUGAGGACGCCGGCAGCGUCUUAACGUCCCACAGUGAAAACCUACCUUGGUUGACGUUUGGACAGUGAAAGGAGCAUAUAACAAGUGGGGUCAGUUUUGUUUAAAACCCUUGCUGACUUCCCAGCCUCUUACUGGGCAAAGUUCAUAAUUUUUCUGAGCUUUCUAGGGUUUCUAGACAAGCUUAUGAGGGCCACCAUUACAGCAACUUGUUGGGAACACCUGGAUAGUGGAACAAGAAAACUUGGUCACAAAGUCAUGAAGGGGAAAACUGUUGACGGACCUGGAGAAUCUUCCUGAAGAACUUUAAAGUAGAUUGAAAAAAUCAUUAAAUCCUGGAAACCUA